Diospyros lotus (date-plum) is the source of this 1450-nucleotide messenger RNA. Its product is annotated as probable protein arginine N-methyltransferase 1. The record is from RefSeq and is a predicted model, not a curated record. The coding region runs from base 98 to 1237 and encodes 379 amino acids. Gene Ontology annotation, cellular component: nucleus. Lineage: Eukaryota; Viridiplantae; Streptophyta; Magnoliopsida; Ericales; Ebenaceae. Gene Ontology annotation, biological process: peptidyl-arginine methylation. Gene Ontology annotation, molecular function: protein-arginine N-methyltransferase activity. The transcript has 9 exons.
UUUGCGCGGAGACAGUGGAGAGCCUCCCUGUCUGUCAUAAACCCUAGCCCCCACCCCCGCCCCCACCCCCAAAACCCUAGUAGCCAUACCAGGAGAAAUGGAUCUCCAAGACAACAACGCUGGCAAGUUCGACGCCCGGAGGCCGACCAAGAUCAAGUUCGACUACGAUGAAGAAGACGACGCUCUCGACGAGAGCUGCUCCAACCUCGACGACGACGCCUUAAUGUGCGACCCCGACGACUCCUUCCUCGCGGCCGACAAGACCAGCGCCGACUACUACUUCGAUUCCUACUCUCACUUCGGUAUUCAUGAAGAAAUGUUGAAGGACGUAGUGAGAACUAAGACAUACCAAAAUGUAAUAUAUAAAAAUACUUUUUUGUUCAAAGACAAAAUAGUACUUGACGUUGGUGCUGGUACUGGAAUUCUGUCACUCUUUUGUGCAAAAGCAGGGGCAAAACAUGUUUAUGCGGUUGAGUGCUCCCACAUGGCUGACAUGGCACAAGAGAUUGUCAAAGAAAAUGGAUUUUCAGAUGUUAUCACAGUUUUGAAGGGAAAAGUUGAGGAAAUUGAGCUUCCAGUCACUCAAGUUGAUGUCAUUAUCUCAGAGUGGAUGGGAUAUUUUUUAUUAUUUGAGAAUAUGUUAAAUACAGUUCUCUAUGCUCGCGAUAAAUGGCUUGGCAAUAGUGGAGUUGUUCUUCCAGACAAAGCUUCUCUCUAUUUAACUGCUAUUGAGGAUGCUGAAUACAAGGAAGAUAAGAUUGAAUUCUGGAACAAUGUAUAUGGCUUUGACAUGAGCUGUAUCAAGAAGCAGGCUAUGAUUGAACCUCUUGUUGACACUGUUGACCAAAAGCAGGUUGUUACAAAUUGCCAGUUACUGAAGACAAUGGACAUUUCCAAGAUGGCUACGGGGGAUGCUUCCUUCACAGCUUCGUUUAAGCUUGUGGCAGAACGUGAUGAUUACAUCCAUGCUCUUGUAGCAUACUUUGAUGUGGCUUUUACAAAGUGCCAUAAAUUAACUGGCUUCUCUACAGGGCCAAGAUCUAGGGCUACCCAUUGGAAGCAAACGGUAUUGUACCUGGAAGAUGUGCUUACCAUAUGCGAAGGAGAGGCCCUAGUCGGAAGCAUGACCGUGGCACAGAACAAAAAGAAUCCUCGCGAUGUUGAUAUACUGGUCAAGUAUUCGUUGAAUGGCCGGCGCUGUGUCGUCUCAAGAAGCCAACAUUACAGAAUGCGCUAGCUAGUUUGUUUGGUCACUACCCGAACAUACAUUCAUUGUGAUUGUGUUACUGCAAUUCUAUUGCUUAUGAAGAUGGGAUGGGAUGGGAGAUGCUGCAGCACUAAAAAGCCGCCCGCUCACCAUCUUUGCUUGGUUUUGCUUCUCUAUUUGAAAUGUGACAUUGCAAUGUGAGCUUCAAAAAUAUUUUGAGUAUUCAGUUCAUCAUUUGCCUUC